Molecule: messenger RNA, 921 nt
Organism: Fusarium subglutinans
Lineage: Eukaryota; Fungi; Ascomycota; Sordariomycetes; Hypocreales; Nectriaceae
Product: alcohol dehydrogenase Bli-4
Exons: 1
Coding region: 1-921 (306 amino acids)
Source: RefSeq, a predicted model, not a curated record
AUGGUAUCUGUCAAAUUUUCUCCAGACACUGAUAUCCCCAGCCAGAAGGGGAAAGUCAUCCUCAUCACUGGCGGGAACUCGGGACUUGGUCUUGAGACCGCUCGGGCGCUUCUGAAGCAUGAACCUUCCAGGGUCUUCCUCGCGUGUCGCAGCAAAGCAAAGUUCGAGCAAGCUGUUAAUGACCUGCGACAAGGAGGCUCCAACACCGAGGCCAUAUCUUUUCUCGCUCUUGAUCUCGCUUCCCUAUCGAGCAUCAAGUCCGGCGCCGCAGAAUUCCAAGCUUCUUCCUCCCGACUCGAUGUACUCAUAAACAAUGCCGGCAUCAUGAUGACGCCAGAGGGUCUCACCGAGGAAGGCUACGAGAUCCAGAUUGGCACGAAUCAUAUGGGCCAUGCAUUCCUCACCCAUCUCCUCCUCCCUACACUCGAAGAAACUGCCAAGACCAAUCCCGACGUUAGGAUCGUCUUCCUCUCUUCCGCGGCAGAGGCCAUGUCUCCAAAGAACCCAUACCAGUUCGAUCAAUUCAAGACCACAAUGUCCAACUUCUCUACGACAUCGCGCUAUGGGAUAUCGAAGCUUGCAAACGUCCACUACGCCGCAGCCCUUGCCGGGCGAUACCCCAAUAUCAAAGUCAUCAGCGUCCACCCAGGGAUCGUACAGACAAACCUCGCAGCACCGCUCAUCGGCGGCAGUCUCAUCCUGGGAACGAUCGCCCGGGUCUUCUUGAGCUUGAUCGCUACUGAUGCUGCCAAGGGUGCAUUCAAUCAGCUAUGGGCAGCGACUGAUCCCAAGGCUGAAAGUGGCGUUUUCUACUAUCCUGUUGGUGUGGCGGGCAAGGGAAGCAAGCUGAGUCAGGAUAAGGACGCCCGUGAAAAACUUUGGGAAUGGACGCAGCAAGAGAUCAAGCAGCACCUCGGCUGA